Messenger RNA from Solea solea (common sole), 1004 nucleotides. RefSeq names its product odorant receptor 131-2-like. Gene Ontology annotation, molecular function: G protein-coupled receptor activity. The coding region runs from base 158 to 934 and encodes 258 amino acids. NCBI's taxonomy places the organism in Eukaryota, Metazoa, Chordata, Actinopteri, Pleuronectiformes, Soleidae. The record is from RefSeq and is a predicted model, not a curated record. Gene Ontology annotation, biological process: G protein-coupled receptor signaling pathway. The transcript is spliced from 2 exons. Gene Ontology annotation, cellular component: membrane.
CACGUUCAUCAGAGACACGUUCGCCACAGCGUUUGUGAAGAACCUGAUCGUGGUUCUGGUCUGGCUCGUCCUCAGUUACAUCAACGGCACUUUGGUUACUACGUUUUUCAGACAUCAGACCUUCUACGAAGACCCUCGUUACAUCCUCUUCAUCCACAUGGUGAUAAACGACGCCAUCCAGCUGACCGUCACCAUCACACUCUUCAUCCUCAGCUACAUCUUCUACAAGAUCAAUGUCUCCUUCUGCUGCUUCUUCAUCCUCGUGGCCGUCUUCACCACCAGAAACACGCCGGUCAACUUAGCCAGCAUGGCCAUCGAGCGCUACAUCGCUGUCUGCGAGCCAUUACGCCACGCGCAGAUCUGCACCGUAAGGAGAACACACAUGGUCAUCGGGCUGAUCUGGUUCAUAUGUGUGGCUCCGGACAUCACGGACCUUUUCGUGACCCUCGCCACCGAGUCCCUCAGCUUCUUUCACGAGUCGGUGUUCUGCUUGCGCCAGAAUGUGUUCAAAGACCCGAUCCUUGCAACCAAGAGACAGGCCUUUGACAUCAUCUACUUCUCCUGCGUGUUCUUGACCCUGGUCUUCACCUACUUCAGAAUCGUGUUUGCAGCCAGAGCCCUCUCCACAGAGAAGACGUCAGCCCAGAGGGCCAGGAACACCAUCCUGAUCCACGGCGCCCAGCUGGCCAUGUGCCUGCUCUCCUACAUCUCCCCCAGUGUGGAGUUGGUGCUGCAUCUCCUCUUCACAGGACGCAUUCUGGAAAUCAGAUUUGCAAACUACCUGGUUGUCUACAUCCUGCCACGCUUUCUGAGCCCGAUCAUCUACGGCGUCAGAGACAAGAAGUUCAGGAAGUACCUUAAAAUGCAUCUGCUGAGCAAAGGCUUCAGAGACAAACUGCAGCGAGUGGCACCGCAGCACAAAGACGCUCAGUGACCGAGGACGGAGAAACACGGGUGUGUCCAAACACAAACACGUGUUGUGGUCAAUUCUCUUUUUGUUUUUG